AUGAACGAGUCUCUGAUUAACCCUUUUACGCUUUCGCAUCCCACUGCAGUUCAAACAUCCCUGUUUGCCGGGGCACUUUUCGCUAAAUUCGACCCAACCGGGCGCUUCAUCGCAUCAGGACGUUUGAACGGUUCAGCUGAAAUAUGGGAUCUCGAAACAAGAGCACCAAUUAGGUGGUUAGAUGGACACGUAAAAGCUAUAACUAGCAUUGACUGGUCGAGAAAUUCUCGAUACCUUUUGACCUCUUCAAAAGAUUGGAAUGUCAUUAUUUGGGAUCUUUCUUCCACCUAUGAUCCUCCUCAACGACAAAAAUCCCUCCGAUUUGACGUUCCAGUUGUUAGCGCCUCCUUUCAUCCCAAAAAUAGCCAAAUCGUUUUAGUUUUGCUAGCAACCGGGGAAGCCUAUGUUUGUGAUUCGAGAAAACAGCACAGAACGCGUACUGAGCUGUUAGAGCCGCUCCCUGAUGAAGUAGAAGAAGACGAAGAGAAUGCUGGACAUGGCACUCAACGCGCUGGGAUGACAGUUGCCCGUUUUGACCCAUCAGGUAAAAACAUUUUUGUGGGUACUGAUAAUGGAUACCUCCUUGUAUUUAACACACGGACGAAAAUUAUGAUUGGACGGCACAAGAUUUCUGGAGCAGGGAUUAUGAAGGGCUUUGAUUUCACAAGAUCUGGAAGACGUUUGGUGACAAACUCAUCGGACAGAACAUUGCGACAGUUCAUACUUCCUACAUACCCUUCACUUCCUGUCGACGCCGAUCUGCACAAUCCGCCAAGUUUUUUAGAUGUUGAAUUGGAACCUACUCAUAGAUUCAACGACCCAAUCAACAGAACAGCUUGGCAUGCAAUGUGCUACAGUCCUGACGGGGACUGGCUGGCUGGGGGGGCCGCUGAUCCCGCCGGCCAUAAAAUAUACAUAUGGGACAUUUCGAAUGACGGCGCUUUUGCCAGUGCCUUGGACGGAGGUCGCGAGCCACUGACUUACUUGCAUUGGCAUCCAUCAAGAUCUUCAUUCGCUUCUACCACUAAUCAAGGAAGCAUUCUCAUUUGGCAUUGUCCAAAUCCAGAACGAUGGGGUGCAUUUGCUGGUGGUUUUGAAGAGGUUGAUGAGAAUGUGGAAUACGAGGAACGUGAAGAUGAAUUCGACAUUGAAGACGAAGCUGUCCAGUUCGAAAGGAAGAUGAAGGCCGAAGAAGAGGAAGUGGAUAUUGACACUGUUGUGACUGGUACUCAAGCCGCGGUUGUUAGUAAGGGUACGCACAGCGGCAAUAUGGGUGGAGCUGCCACUCCAAUCGGGACUGGAAAUGGCCAUACAAUGGACUUGGAUAAGCUUGGAUCUGGGAUGGAUGAAAUCAUCGACAUUGAAACGUCGUGGGCGGAGGAAGAGCCAGACUUGGAUAUUCCAGGUGGAUGGAAGAUGAAGGUGAUAAUGGAGUCUUCGGAAGAUUAUUGA
Psilocybe cubensis is the source of this 1452-nucleotide messenger RNA. RefSeq lists its product as uncharacterized. Gene Ontology annotation, cellular component: Set1C/COMPASS complex. Bases 1 to 1452 code for a protein of 483 amino acids. The transcript has 10 exons. NCBI's taxonomy places the organism in Eukaryota, Fungi, Basidiomycota, Agaricomycetes, Agaricales, Agrocybaceae. Gene Ontology annotation, molecular function: protein binding. The record is from RefSeq and is a predicted model, not a curated record.